This is a messenger RNA of Mesorhabditis spiculigera, 1800 nucleotides long. The record is from the annotation of a GenBank genome assembly. NCBI's taxonomy places the organism in Eukaryota, Metazoa, Nematoda, Chromadorea, Rhabditida, Rhabditidae.
AUGUCGACCGCAAAGUCGGCAAGUGGAACGCCGAGUUCGUCUUCUUUGACUAAGUCGCCUAGCUCUUCUUGGACUACAAAGAAUACGAUCCUGAGCAGCAGUAGUGCGUCCACCAUAUCCGUUAGUACCAAAGACGCGAAAACGAUGCCCAUUUCGUCGGCCUAUCCCCAUUCUUCUACUGCCGAGCCCACGAGCAGUUCUACAAGUUCGUCUUCCUCGUCUACACUGGGAAGCCCGACGUCAACCUUGGCCUCCAUCGCAUUAUCAACUGCAGUGACCACGAUGCUGUCCAAAAACAUGUCGACUAGCUCAUGGUCGUCGAGUGCUGCAACGAGCUUGGAGCCCACCACCGGAAUUUCGGCUUCUGAAAGUUCUUCUCCCGGCCCGAGUUCCUCUGAGAAACUUACUUCUCAAACAACAGCCAUUUCUGCGGGUUCGACGCUCACAGCGAAGGCAACAACCACGACCACAAGCGCUACCGAAGUGGCUUCGACUUCAGACACUAGCAGCCUUGCUACCGAUGCUACGAAAAGCGAGCCACGAACUAGCACAUCCGCUAACAUCCCGACGACGUCAGCUUCAACAUCUUCAACGGAUAAACCUGUUUCUCAAAUCACGACUUUGAGCGAGUCCACUACCGCAAAGUCCAACAUUACUGAAGCUUCACCUGUUUCAUCUACAAUGAUAAUCGCCACGACGAGUGGCGGCGCGCCCUCCACAAAGUCAUCAAGCCAAAGCAGUGGUACCUCUUCUGGCACAAAAAUGACCUCGUCGUUUGUCGCUUCAGCAAGUACGUCAGCAACUUCAAAUCCUCAGGCCCAGACCUCAAUAGACUCGUCGUUUACGAGCAGUAUAUCUCGCGAAACGACAGACAUGUCGUCAGCGAAGACGAGUGAUCGUGAGGCCACUUCUAAAUCUCCUACGGCGACCGGCGGAUUUUCAUCGACAGCUUCGACUACCACUCAUCAAGGGGCUUCCACGCCAACGGUCAUACCCGAAGGCACAACGACUCAUCAAGAGACUUUCACAUUAUCGUCAAAGACGCGCAGAUUUGCCAGCAGUUCUUCAAUAGUCACAUCGAGUACGGUUGGAGCGACGACUUCCAAACCCGAGACCUCCGCUAGCCCCGUGACAGACACUCAACCGCCUUCAAAGCAAUCGCCUUCCACUGACACCACUAUGGUAUGGACAACGGCCAGGGAGGCUUCCACGUUUAGGAGCAGUCCAAUGCUUCCAACAACAUCAACUGUGAUACUUUCAUCAAGCACCGUGGAGGCCACCACCACCCAAUCGUUCAGCGACCGAAAUGAUACGUCGUCAACCGCUUCAAUGACCACAGUGCCGAGCUCAGCUACCGUGACAACACCCAACAUUGCGAGUGAGACAUCAACUCAACCACCCACCUCGCAAAACCUGGCGGAAACAUCGUCAACAGUCGCAACGGGUUUUACCAUUUCCGAUGUAGAGACAUCGACUUCUUCUCAAACAGCCGGAAGCAGUACAGCGCUUUACGGCACAUCGAGCACAACGAUCGCGCCGCCAGACACUUCAUCUGUCACAAGCCACAGUACCCCAGCAACCGUCAGCAAGGGGGAAACCACAACUAAAAGAAUCAAGUCAUUUUCCAGCACGACUUCACCAAGCACCAGCAACAUCCCGACCAUGACUGACCCAACUAUCAAGAGAAGCAGUACGAUACCACCUGGUUCGACCAUUUAUACGUUUUCAAUGUCUAGCAGCAAUCCCACAUCCUCGCGAAGUUUUUCAACAUUCGCCCGACACGAUCAACGAAUGAGGCAA